AUGGAGGCAAACGACCAUUUUAACUUUACUGGCCUUCCCCCUGCACCUGCUGCCUCAGGACUGAAACCCUCUCCCUCCUCAGGGGAGGGGCUCUACACUAACGGGUCUCCCAUGAACUUCCCCCAGCAAGGGAAAAGUUUGAAUGGGGAUGUGAAUGUUAAUGGCUUAUCUACUGUAUCUCACACUACUACUUCAGGGAUUUUGAACUCUGCUCCCCACUCCUCCAGCACCUCACACCUCCAUCACCCCAGCGUGGCCUACGACUGUCUCUGGAACUACUCACAGUACUCAUCUGCCAAUCCUGGCAGCAACCUCAAGGAUCCACCCCUUCUCUCACAGUUCUCGGGGGGACAGUACCCACUCAACGGCAUCCUUGGGGGCAGCCGGCAGCCUUCAUCCCCAAGUCACAACACUAACCUUCGGGCUGGGAGCCAGGAGUUCUGGGCCAACGGUACCCAGAGUCCCAUGGGGCUUAACUUCGACUCACAGGAACUCUAUGAUUCCUUUCCUGACCAGAAUUUUGAGAUGAUGCCCAAUGGACCCCCUAGUUUUUUCACCUCCCCACAGACCUCUCCUCUGUUGGGAUCCAGCAUCCAGACCUUUGCGCCCUCCUCCCAGGAGGUAGGCAGUGGCGCCCACCCUGAUGAGGCAGCGGAAAAGGAGCUUACUGCCGUUGCGGCCGAGGGUGGUGCCGGCCUAGUAGGCAGCCUGGAGCUGGAGGAGGAGCGGCCAGAGCUAAAGAUGUGUGGCUACAACGGCUCCGUCCCUUCUGUGGAAUCAUUACACCAGGAGGUCUCAGUCUUGGUCCCUGAUCCCACAGUGAGCUGCUUAGAUGAUCCUUCACAUCUUCCUGACCAACUGGAAGACACUCCAAUCCUCAGUGAAGUCUCUCUUGAGUCCUUCAACACUCUGGCACCAGAGCCAGUGAGUGGAGGACUCUACAGUAUAGAUGACACGGAGCUGAUGGGUGCAGAGGCCAAGCUGCCUCUGGAGGACAACCCUGUGAUAUCUGCCCUUGAUUGCCCUUCCCUCAAUAAUGCCACGGCCUUCAGUCUCCUGGCAGAUGACAGUCAGACUUCAGCCUCUAUUUUUGCCAGCCCCACCUCUCCACCUGUCCUCGGGGAGUCUGUUCUGCAAGAUAAUAGCUUUGACCUGAAUAAUGGUAGUGAUGCAGAACAGGAGGAAAUGGAGACUCAGGCUCCAGACUUCCCACCUCUGACCCAGCCAGCCCCUGACCAGUCGUCCACUGUUCAGCUGCAUCCAGCAACCUCGCCAGCAGUCUCACCAACAGCCUCCUCAGCAGUGUCUCCAGCAGCCUCCCCGGAAAUCUCCCCACAAGUCUCCCUGGCAGUUUCCACAGCAGCCUCUCCAGAAAUCUCCCCAGCCAUCUCCCCACCAGCCUUCCCAGCGGUCUCUCCAGCUUCCUCAGCAGCCCUCCCACCAGUCUCCUCAGAAGUCUCCUUGACAGCUUCCCCAGUGACCUCCCCAAAAGCCUCCCCUGCAGCUUCCCCAGCAGCUGUCUUCCCGACAGCCUCCCUAGCAGACAAGGAUAUCAGCAGUGUCCCUGAAACAACUGCUGACCUGGAAGACACCAUUGUAGAAGGAGUCCCUCCCUCUGGGAGCGGUGAUGUCCUGAGGAGACGUAUUGCUACCCCAGAAGAAGUUCGUCUUCCCCUCCAACAUGGAUGGCGGAGAGAGGUGCGCAUCAAGAAGGGCAGCCACCGAUGGCAGGGGGAGACCUGGUACUACGGCCCUUGUGGGAAGAGGAUGAAGCAGUUCCCGGAAGUGAUCAAGUACCUGAGCCGCAACGUGGUACACAACGUCCGUCGGGAGCACUUCAGCUUCAGUCCCCGUAUGCCUGUCGGUGAUUUCUUUGAAGAGAGAGACACACCAGAGGGCUUGCAGUGGGUACAGCUCUCAGCUGAGGAGAUCCCAUCCAGGAUUCAGGCAAUCACUGGGAAACGGGGCCGACCUCGGAACACUGAGAAGGCCAAGACCAAGGAAGCCCCGAAGGUGAAACGGGGCCGAGGUCGGCCGCCCAAGGUCAAAGGCGCUGAGCUGCUGAGCAAGACAGACACCCGCCUGCUGAAGAGACUGGAGGCCCAAGAAACACUGAAUGAGGAGGAUAAAGCAAAGAUGUGUAAAAUCAAGAAGAAGAUAAAGCAGAAGGUGCAGCGGGGAGAGUGUCAGACUACAAACCAAGGGCAGGCCAAAAACAAGAGGAAACAAGAGACCAAGAGCUUAAAGCAGAAGGAAGCCAAGAAGAAAUCCAAGGCUGAGAAGGAGAAGGUGAAAACAAAGCAGGAAAAACUGAAGGACAGAGUCAAGAGGGAGAAGAAGGAGAAGGUGAAGAUGAAGGAGAAGGAGGAGGCGGCCAAGACCACGCCGGCAGGGAAAGCAGAUAAAGUGCUGGCCACCCAGCGGCGCUUGGAGGAGCGGCAGAGGCAGCAGAUGAUCUUGGAGGAGAUGAAGAGGCCCACGGAGGACAUGUGUCUGCCUGACCACCAGCCGCUGCCUGACUUCUCCCGCAUCCCGGGUCUGCUCCUGCCGAGCCGGGCCUUCUCGGACUGCCUGACCAUCGUGGAGUUCCUGCACAGCUUCGGCAAGGUGCUGGGCUUCGACCCUGCCAAAGAUGUCCCUAGUCUGGGGGUCCUGCAGGAGGGGCUCCUGUGUCAAGGCGACAGCUUGGGCGAGGUGCAAGACCUCCUGGUGCGACUCCUGAAAGCUGCGCUCUAUGACCCUGGCUUGCCCUCCUACUGCCAGUCCUUAAAGAUCUUGGGGGAGAAGGUGUCUGAGAUCCCACUAACAAGAGACAAUGUAUCUGAGAUCCUGCGCUGCUUCCUCAUGGCAUAUGGAGUGGAGCCAGCCCUCUGUGACAGCCUGCGCACCCAGCCUUUUCAAGCCCAGCCACCCCAACAGAAGGCUGCUGUCCUGGCCUUCCUUGUGCAUGAGCUCAAUGGCUCCACCCUCAUCAUCAACGAGAUUGACAAGACUCUCGAGAGUAUGUCCAGCUACAGGAAAAACAAGUGGAUUGUUGAAGGCCGACUGCGGAGAUUGAAAACUGCUCUGGCCAAGCGAACGGGGCGACCUGAGCUAGAACUGCAGGGGCCAGAGGAAGGCCUGGGGCGGAGGCGCAGCUCUCGGAUCCUGGAGGAGACCAGUGGCAUGGAGGAGGAGGAAGAGGAGGAGACUGCAGCUGCUGUCCAUGGCCGUAGGGGUCGAAGGGAUGGAGAGGUUGAUAUCACAGCAUCUAGCAUCCCAGAGCUAGAGCGCCAGAUAGAAAAACUGAGCAAGCGUCAGCUCUUCUUUAGAAAAAAGCUGCUUCACUCAUCCCAGAUGCUUCGAGCAGUCUCCUUGGGUCAGGACCGCUACAGACGCCGCUACUGGGUGUUGCCCUGCCUGACUGGUAUCUUUGUGGAAGGAGCAGAGGGGAACUUAGUUCCUGAGGAUGUGAUAAAGCAGGAAACUGACUCCUUAAAAGUGGCAACCCAUUCAGCAACCAGCCCAGCCUCCUCCUCUCUGAAGAGGGAGUUACCUGGCUCCAGCACCUCUGCCAGUUCUCCUGCCCGGGCCCGAGGCCGACCUCGGAAAACUAAGCCUGGCUUUAUGCAACCUAGGCACUUGAAAUCUCCUUCCAAGGGUCAAGGUUCCGAAGAGCCUCAGACCCAGCUUCAGCCUGAAAUUCAGUCCCAUCCUCAGCUUCAGGCUCAUGCCCAGCCCCAGCUUCAAUCCCAUCCUCACUCUCAUAAUGGGUUCCUGGAGCCAGAAGGCUCCCCACUGUCUCUGGGUCAGAGCCAGCAUGACCUCAGCCAGUCAGCCUUCCUGUCUUGGCUGAGCCAGACUCAGAACCAUGGCUCCCUGCUCAGCAGCUCGGUCCUCACGCCUGACAGCAGUCCCGGAAAACUGGACCCGGCCCCAUCACAUGCCCCGGAAGAGCCAGAACCUGACGAGACAGAAGCCAGCCCUGAUUCUCAAGUUCCCUGGUUUAAUUUCUCAGCCCAGAUGCCCUGCAUUGCUGCCCCUACACCACCCCCUGCAGUUUCUGAGGACCAGCCCACUCUUCCCCCUCAGCUACCUGCUUCUUCCAAGCCAGUGAGCAGAGCCAGUGUCGCCAACUCCUGUUCUCCAGGGCCAUUCUCUUCCACGCCUUUGCUGGGCAUGGCUCCUAAAAGGCGAGCAGGAGAUCCUGGAGAAUCACCACAGAGCCCCGCAGGGCAGGGACAGCCGAAGCGGAGAGGGAGGCCUCCCAGUAAGUUCUUCAAACAGAUGGAGCAGCGCUACCUAACCCAGCUGACAGCCCAGCCUGUCCCACCUGAGAUGCGCUCCGGCUGGUGGUGGAUCCGGGAUCCUGAGACGCUGGAUGCCACGCUCCAGGCCCUGCACCCCCGAGGCAUCCGAGAGAAAGCGCUUCACAAACACCUGAGCAAACACAGGGAUCUCCUGCAGGAAGUCUGCCUGCGGCCCACAGCAGACCCCAUCUUUGAGCCCAGUCAGCUACCUGCCUUUGAAGAAGGGAUCGUGAGCUGGACCCCCAAAGAGAAGACAUAUGAGACAGACCUGGCUGUGCUUCAGUGGGUGGAGGAGCUGGAACAGCGGGUGAUCCUGUCUGAUCUGCAGAUUCGGGGCUGGACAUGUCCCAGCCCAGACUCCAUUCGUGAAGACUUGGCCUACUGUGAGCACCUAGCUGAUUCCCAGGAGGAUAUCACCUGGCGGGGUCGGGGCAAGGAAGGUCUGGCACCCCAGCGCAAAACUACCAACCCCCUGGACCUGGCGGUGACGCGGCUUGCUGCCCUGGAGCAGAACGUGGAGCGGCGGUACCUGCGGGAGCCCCUGUGGCCCGCUCACGAGGUGGUGCUGGAGAAGGCCCUGCUGAGCACGCCCGGCAGUGCCCCACAGAGCGCGCCCACAGAGAUAUCAUACGAGAUCACCCCUCGAGUUCGGGCCUGGCGCCAAACGCUAGAGCGAUGCCGGAGCGCGGCCCAGGUCUGUCUGUGCCUGGGCCAGCUGGAGAGGUCCAUUGCCUGGGAGAAGUCCGUCAACAAAGUGACCUGUCUAGUCUGCCGGAAGGGUGACAACGAUGAGUUUCUUCUACUUUGUGAUGGAUGUGAUCGUGGCUGCCAUAUUUACUGCCUUCGGCCCAAGAUGGAGGCUGUCCCAGAAGGAGACUGGUUCUGUUCUGUCUGUCUGGCCCAGCAGGUGGAAGGAGAACUGACUCAGAAAUCUGGUUUCCCAAAACGAGGCCAGAAGCGAAAAAGCAGUUAUGUGCUGAACUUCCCAGAGGGUGACAGCCGCCGGCGCCGGCUGCUGCCAAGGGGCCGGGAGAGCCCAGCAGCGCCCCGGUGCUCAGAGGAAGGGCUGUCCCCCUCGAAGCGGCGGCGCGUCUCCAUGCGGAACCAUCACAGUGAUCUCACGUUCUGCGAGAUUAUCUUGAUGGAGAUGGAGUCCCAUGAUGCAGCUUGGCCUUUCCUAGAGCCUGUGAACCCACGAUUGGUGAGUGGGUACCGGCGUAUCAUCAAAAACCCUAUGGAUUUUUCCACCAUGCGGGAGCGACUGCUGCGGGGAGGGUACACCAGCUCAGAGGAGUUUGCCGCCGAUGCGCUCCUAGUGUUUGACAACUGCCAGACUUUCAAUGAGGACGAUUCUGAAGUGGGCAAGGCUGGACACAUCAUGCGCCGCUUCUUUGAGAGCCGCUGGGAGGAGUUUUAUCAGGGAAAACAGGCCAAUCUGUGA
Rangifer tarandus platyrhynchus (Svalbard reindeer) is the source of this 5730-nucleotide messenger RNA. The record is from the annotation of a GenBank genome assembly. Lineage: Eukaryota; Metazoa; Chordata; Mammalia; Artiodactyla; Cervidae.